Molecule: messenger RNA, 1518 nt
Organism: Fusarium redolens
Lineage: Eukaryota; Fungi; Ascomycota; Sordariomycetes; Hypocreales; Nectriaceae
Exons: 1
Coding region: 1-1518 (505 amino acids)
Molecular function (GO): protein binding
Source: RefSeq, a predicted model, not a curated record
AUGACAGCCGACUCAGACACCGCCAUGGUCGAUAUCAGUACCCCCACGAUGGCCGCAACAUCAUCGUCUCCAUUCCAAAGGAUCCCUCUCGAAGUUCUUCUACGAAUUACUUACUUCCUCACCACUCCCGAGUUAGGCAAUGUCCGUCUGGCAUGUCGCUCAAUCGAGCAGGCUUUGUACACUACUUUUACCAAUGAGUUCUUCACCCGCAAGCAGUUUAUGAUCUCAGAAACCAGUCUACAGGCCUUGAUUGACAUUUCAAAGAGUCGACUCAGUCCACAUCUUCGCAAAGUUCAUUUUGGGCUUGAUAGAUUUGCACACGCGCUGCAAGUUCACGGUCACAAUGCUAGGACAGCGAGGCAGAUGGAGUUGUACAAUGGUCAGUUUUCUCUGUUGAGUACUGGGUACCACCGGGACAUGCUUGUGGAAGCGUUCAAGAACCUCGAGAAUCUUGAAGAUGUCGUCAUUCGCGACUUCAACUCGGUUCGUCGUACACGCGAUGGUCCAGGUAAGCAGUGGACAAGCUAUGGAUCAACUACGGCUUUGAGGGAGACUGGGACUCGUCCUGGCCAAAACAGUGGUAUGGCCUGGGGACCUGAUACGUCAACGGCCUACGGAAGCACGAUCUUCACAUCUGUACUUUUCGCCCUCGGACAGGCUGGUGCGAAGCCAAAGGGUAUUGAGCACAUGUCGCAUUCAAGGAAUCAUCUGCGAGACUGUGCCUUCAAUAUCCCUUCGUAUAUGGAAGCCUCGGUCACACCUGUUUUGGAGAAUCUUGAGAAACUACACAUCGACAUCGAUUUGCUCGGCGGUAGCGACUUUUCCAGUGACGAUGCUGCCGGCCAUUCAUCAACUGCGGAUAUGAUGCUUCGCAAGUUUCUCCUCAAGUUGAAGAAUGUCAAGCACCUGCGCAUCAACGAGACGCAUAGCAGCGUUACUGGUCCCGGUAUGCUUCUUGGGUGGCUAGGUCGCGAGAAUACCCCAUCGUCAACGCCUCCAGUAAAACCCGGACCGUCUUCUGCGCCUGGAUCACCUCUUGCGCCUCCUGAGCCAUCUCCGGAAUAUCACCAGUUGGAGGAGCUCAACUUUGGUAUGAUGAAUGUGGAAUCUCAGCACCUCCUUGCCGUUGCCCGAAAGUUUGCCCCUACGCUCAAAAGAUUGGAACUACACAAAGUCACUCUUCGACGACGCCUACCAGAUGGACACUCAGGCACUGCACCGAAAACCAGCUUCUGGAAUAAGUUUUUAGAGAAGCUCAAAGACAUUCCCAAUCUCGACUUGCACCACAUCAAAAUCAGUUUUCCACAACAACAAUGGGCUUCCAGACCAACACGCUCUUUUGUCACAUUUGAAGGCCAGAAAGAAAGUGUGAAACAGUACACUGGAACGGAUUGGAAGUACUUUGUUGGACACGAGUUGAUGCCCAAGAUCAAUGUGCAAUGGCCGAGUGAAGACAGCAGUGGAGAUGAUGAUGAUGAUGAUGACGGUAUUUGGGACCUAUAUGCGCUUGAUCUAUAA